AUGUCUGCUCGCGCCCCGGUGCCUGCCGCUCCCUCUGGGGAGGAGCCGCCUGCGGCGGCUGCUGAGGAGCCGCCGUCGCCCGGGGCGAGCAGGCAAGCCGAGCGGGUGCCCACGCCCGAACGGGAGGGCAAGCCGGCGGCGAGGGAGGAAAGGGCCGGGACCGCCACCAGCUUGGGGGCGCGGGGCGAGCCGUCGCCGGCGCCGGUGCUGGGGCACAGCGUGCCCCAGGCGGCCGUACCCGUGAGGCCGCUGGCGCUGCACCUGGCGCACAGGGCGCGCGGGCCGGGGGCCCCCUUCGGAGGGGAGUCGCUGGCGCCACCGCCGCCGCCGCGGGAGCCGCCGGCCGAAGACACCCGGGAGGAGGAGGAGGAGGCGGCGGCCGGCCCUGAAGAAAAGCCGCAGCCGCUGCUGCCCCCGAAGGAGAACCCCUGGACCAAAAAGCCGCCGCAGCACCUGUCCCCGGCCGGGUCGGAGCCGCCGCCCCCGCUGGAAUCCCCGGAAGCAGAGCUCAGUUCCCCCAAAAUUAUAAAAGCAGGAAAACUCAAGACAAAGAAGUCCAGCAAGGCUAGUGAUUUCAGUGAUAUGGCGAAUUGGCCUACGCCAAGUGAAUUAGUGAAUACUGGAUGUCAGGGUGUCAUCAACCAAGGAAAUAAAAAGCUGCAAAAUAAAAAAGAAAGAGAAGACAAAUUUGAAAAGAGAAAUAACAGUGAAAGCAAAGAAAGCCGGGAAACAAAAUUAGAUGGUCCUGGUGAAAAUGUCAGUGAGGAUGAAGCUCAGUCAAGUAAUCAACGAAAGAAAGCUAAUAAGCACAAAUGGGUACCACUCCACUUAGAUGAUGUAAGACCAGAUAGUCAAGAAAGACCAGGAUCACGCAACAGCACAAGAUGUCAACCUGAAACAAAUAAAUCAUCACAUAACAAUCGAAGAAAUGAUACACGAAGUUGGAGACGUGAUAGAGAAAAGAGAGAUGAUCAAGAUGAAGUUUCCAGUGUGAGAAGUGAAGGCGGCAAUAUCCGCGGUUCCUCUAGAGGCCGAGGACGAGGCCGAGGGCGGGGAAGAGGACGAGGCAGAGGACAUUCUAGACUGAACUUUGAUUAUUCAUAUGGUUAUCGAGAACAUGGUGAAAGGACUGAUCAACUAUUUCAAACAGAACUUAAUACCAGUAUGAUGUAUUUCUAUGAUGAUGGUACAGGCGUACAGGUAUAUCCUGUGGAAGAAGCAUUGCUUAAAGAAUAUAUAAAGCGCCAAAUUGAGUAUUACUUCAGCACAGAGAAUUUGGAACGGGACUUCUUUCUUCGGAGAAAGAUGGAUGAGCAAGGCUUCUUGCCCAUUUCCCUGAUUGCUGGUUUCCACCGUGUCCAGGCUCUCACUACAAACCUCAGCCUCAUUCUAGAGGCACUGAAAGAUAGCACAGAAGUGGAAAUUGUGGACGAGAAAAUGAGAAAAAAGAUAGAACCAGAAAAAUGGCCAAUUCCUGGCCCUCCUCCACGUCGGGUGCCACAAACAGACUUCUCUCAGUUGAUUGACUGCCCAGAGUUUGUACCAGGCCAAGCCUUUUGUUCACAUACAGUCAGGGUGAUGAUCUACUGAUGCUCUUGGAUGUCAUUUGAUCGGAAUAUGCAGAGGAAUAGGUGACUCACUGAAAUAUCAUUAAAUAUAUUGGAACAAAUCGUGCUGCAGAAAUGAAAGCGACCAGAGUUACUUCUGUGCAAGAAUGUCUACUCCCAACUCUUUGUGGAGGCAGUUGGGCCAGCACUGCAGUGGAGAUAAACACCUUUGUGAUGAUGAUGAGAGACAGACCAGAGGACUGCUGUUGUUUUUAUAGGAGCUGCCCAUUUGUGUGUAAUUAGCCUGGGCUGCAUGUGCUACUUUUAUUCACGGUGGGAAAGUUCAUUUUCAUUCUGGAAAUAUUACAAGAUUCUGUCUUUUCCUCUUAGACUUAUGUACUUGUGUCCAGAUCAAUAAAGCCAAAAUAGAGAGGCUUGAGUGGCAUUUCCCAGAUUGUUAGGUCCUUUGCUAUUUAAUUUGCUCUUCAAUAUAGUGUAUGUUGUAUAACCUAGAUGUCAUAAUAUUUCACAUGGACUUUAAAAAGAUUUAUUAAUGUGGACACUAAGAUAAAUUUAAGAAAUGAACAAAAGUAUUUUUUCACUCUUAAAAAAUUUAUUUUUGAUACAUUAUUAUGAGACACAUGCCAUCAGUAAAGCACUGAUGGGGACAGUCUCACAUUUUUAUUUAUUGUUUCUUUGAUUGUCAGCCCUCUGCCUCUAAACCUAGAAAGCAAUUUGGGCAAGUGUUUUAAAAUUUGAAGAAUAGUGACAUUUUUUAGGUUUUUAAAUAAAGAUAUGAUAUCUAUGUAAGUUAGAUUAAUUUAUUGUGUAAACGUGGGGUCCAAGAUCACAUUUUUAACCUGCCUGUGAACAGGCAUUAGUUGAGUUAUAUAAAAUAGAAAACAGUUCUUCCGUAGAGUAGCUAAGAUAGGUCAGUCAAGUUGCUGAUGCCUGCCUAUUAGCCAUUUAUGCAUUAUUAAUAAAAUUACAGGAAUAAAACCACAAUGUCUUUGUACAUUUUUGUGUUUUUUUUAAAAAUAUGUACUCAUUUACAUGCACAUACACAUUGCCUGGAAAAAACCAAUCCAUCUGUAAAAUGUUAAAAAAAUUUUGUGUUUUUAGAUUAUACAUCAUACAUCAGAAACAAGAUGGAUGAUGAGGCAUUAUAGAAAGAUGUUUUUUGAGUUAUGCUGGCACAUCGCAUCAUAGGAAUAAUUAUGUAAAUGCAGCCUUUCCCUGCGAAUCCCAAAAUUUCUGACCAUAAUGAUUUCCCUUUGAUACAAAAGACUUAAUUUCCUAACUUCAGUAGAGAGUACUGUCACCAAAUAUUUGAAACAGAAGUAUGGAAUGGGAAAUAUGGAUUGUGUUUAUCUGUACCCAUGAGUACAGAUAAACUAGUGAAACUUUUAUCUGUACCCUUUUUACUCACAUUAUUAGACCUUAAAUUUCAAAAAACAUAAUAACCCUUUGUAUAGACCUAGAGAGAUUCAUGUGAUAAAAUUUUUUUUAAUUUUUUCGUUCUUUUCAUCAAAAAAAAUAAAAUUUCUAUUUUUUCCUCUAUGGAGCUUGAAUUGUCUAACACGGAUUGACCUUUGUGCUGAACAGAGGACCAUAAUACACCAGAAAAGGUUGAUUAUGGGAAUGGUAAGGUGUUUCGAAAUUUAGAUAUUUUAUCAACAGUAAAACAAUUUCGUUCACCAAAAUUGAGACGUCAGGUAUCUGACAAUCUUGGGGGUUUUUUUGUUUGUUUGUUUGCUUGCUUGUAUUUGGCUUUAAAAAAUGUAUAAUGGGAUCUUUAAUAAUUGUUAACUAAACUGUGAGAUUUUCUUUGAAAUAACUGAUCUUCAGAAGUAUUCUUGAAUGCGCUGCACAUAAAAUAUAGAAUCCUUUUAAAGCAGUCUAUAUAAUUACCCAGAGCUGUGAUUCAGAGUGGAUAAAAAAGUCAUGUCAGGUAAAUAUCAUGGAAUGUGUAGGGUAGGGAAAAAGUAGGUUUACAGUUGUUGAGUACAUGAAAUUUUCUUGUAUCAUUAUUAAAUUAUUUUUAUUAUUUCCCACACUAACUUUAAACCUACUUUUACCCCACUUUGGUGUGUGUUUGCUGUUUUGGGUUUUGUUUUGUUUUGAAGAUUUUAUUUAUUUUUAGAGAGAGAGGGCAAGGGAGAGAAAGAGAGGGAGAGAAACAUUGUUGUGCAAGAGGAACAUCAGGUUGUCUCUUGAACCACUCAACUAGGGAUCUGGCUCUCACCCCAGACAUGUGACCUGACAUGGAAUCGAACCAGUGACCUUUUGGUUUGCAGGAUGAUGCUCAACUCUGAGUCACACCAGUCAGAGCUUACUUUAGCCCCACUUUGUAUAAGGUGAUUUCUCUCUGGAGAAUCAUGUUGACAAUUGGCAAUUAAUGGAAAUAGCAAGAAUUUUUUUUUAUUGAGUUCUUAUAAACAAGAAGCCAUAACUGUCAGAGUAUGUGUCUUAAUUUUUUUGCUUAUAAGUUUAAUGUCAAAGUCACAUUCAUAUUUAUUUUGGUCUUGGAAGAUUAGGGCUUUGCUAUUACCAUUAAAAUUAACACACAUGGUUUAAAAUCUUUUCAUGAUUAGAGAAAGCAAUCACGCAUAGUGUAUGUGUAGCUUAAUUAUAGUGUGAAGCCCUUUAAAAACCAAAUUUUCAUGUCUUACCGAAAUUCUUUGGUGUUUUAACGUCAUUUAUUUUAUAAGCAGACAUACUGCGAAUAUAGUGAAACACUUCAUGGGAGAAGCAUUCAAGCUUAAAAAGCAUUUAGAGAUGAUUAUGUAAUAAACUUAAGUAGUUGUUUAAAGAUUACAUUUCUCUGUUGAAAAUAGUGUCAACUGAUUUCCCCAGCACAUGCCAGGUGCUGUUCUAAUUAUUUAUACAUGCACUGUGCAUAAUGGUACUUUACUUAAUUCUCACUCUAAGGUGGUGGUUCUGAGUAUACUUUAAAAACUUUAUUCACUGCAUGCACAUAGAUGAUUUAUAGUAUUAGAAACAGGGUUUACUAUAAAUUUAUUUCUCAUUGAUUGGGGUGGGGAGAGAAACAUGAAUUUGUUGUUCCACUCAUUUAUGCAUUCUUUGGUUGAUUCUUGCAUGUGCCCUGACUGGGGACUGGCGUAUAGGGACGAUGCUCCAAACAGCUGCGCUACCUGGCCAGGGCCCCUCUAUAACUUUGAUAAUGAUGACAGCCCAAAACUAGUAUU
This is a messenger RNA of Pteronotus mesoamericanus, 4756 nucleotides long. RefSeq names its product La ribonucleoprotein 1B (gene LARP1B). Gene Ontology annotation, cellular component: cytosol; cytoplasmic stress granule. Lineage: Eukaryota; Metazoa; Chordata; Mammalia; Chiroptera; Mormoopidae. Bases 1 to 1590 code for a protein of 529 amino acids. The record is from RefSeq and is a predicted model, not a curated record. Gene Ontology annotation, biological process: positive regulation of translation; mRNA stabilization. The transcript has 10 exons. Gene Ontology annotation, molecular function: RNA cap binding.